This is a messenger RNA of Rhodotorula graminis WP1, 1524 nucleotides long. RefSeq lists its product as uncharacterized. The coding region runs from base 1 to 1464 and encodes 487 amino acids. Gene Ontology annotation, molecular function: DNA-3-methyladenine glycosylase activity; DNA-7-methylguanine glycosylase activity; alkylated DNA binding. Gene Ontology annotation, cellular component: nucleus; protein-DNA complex. Gene Ontology annotation, biological process: base-excision repair; DNA alkylation repair; base-excision repair, AP site formation. The transcript has 5 exons. NCBI's taxonomy places the organism in Eukaryota, Fungi, Basidiomycota, Microbotryomycetes, Sporidiobolales, Sporidiobolaceae. The record is from RefSeq and is a predicted model, not a curated record.
AUGGCUGCACGAGUGACACGCUCCAGCACAAAGAGCCAGUCGACCGCCGAGUCGCUCCCACCGCCCGCGUCCCCGUCGAAGCGGACUCGUCCCCCCACCUCGGCGGCGGCCGGCUCGUCGUCAUCAUCUCGACCCGCACCACCCUCGACGCCCAAGAGCAAGCGCGCAAAGCAGCAGCAUCCCGCACCCGACUCGCCCUACGUCCCGCCGACCCCGGGCACGCAGCGCCAGAUCGAGGACGACGCGCAUCGCGCAGACGAGGAGGGCGAGAAGGAGGGCACUGUGCUCCUGCAUCCCGCCCUGCGCUUCAACUACGCCGACGCCAAGGCGCAUCUCAUCAAGGACGACAAGCGCUGGCGAGACGUCAUGGCCGCCAUGCCGUGCAAGCCGUUCGAGGGCGACCAGCUCGAGCCCUUCAACCCUUUCCGCACCCUCGUCUCGUCCAUCCUCGGCGCCCAGAUCUCGUGGCUCGCCGCGCGCGCCAUCCAGCACAAGUUCAUCCGCCUCUUCUUCCCGCACCUGCCCGAGAAGCUCGCCCCGCCUGCGUCGGGCGCCCCCAAGCUCGAGACGCCGUUCCCGACGCCGCGCAUGGUCCUCGACCUCCCCGACCGGUUCGCGACCCUGCGCGGCGCAGGCCUCAGCGGGCGCAAAGUCGAGUACGUCGUCGAGCUCGCCGAGCGCUUCUCGGACGGGCGCCUCGAAGCGCGCAAGCUGUGGGGCAUGGAGGACGACGAGCUCGACAAGACGCUCGUCGCCAUCCGCGGGGUUGGGCCAUGGACGUGUGACAUGGCGAAGAUAUUUGCCAUGAAGCGGGCCGACGUCCUGCCCGUUGGCGACCUCGGCAUCCAGAAGAACCUGUGCAAGUGGUUCUCGCACGACCCGUCGUUCGUGCCCGCCAUCCACCCGGCCAAACUCGCCGGCGCGGCGCCGGCGUCGCCGACCAAGCUCGCGUCGAGCAAGGGCGCCGUGCAUCCGCCGCCGACGCCGGGCCCCGGCGAGGGCAAUGGCAAGGGUGCCGAGCCGGAGGAGGACGAGGACGAGGAGCAGGAGCAGGGUCGCGAGCAGGGGCAGGAGCUGAGGAGCGCGGCGCAGCCGGGAGGGGACAAGCAGGGCGAGGGACACGGGCUCGGCAAGCUCGCUGCGCUCGGCGCUGUCGAGGUCGAGCAGGAGCGCGUCAUCGACCUCGAUGGCGAGGCGGGCGCGCCCAAGAAGGAGGAGGACGACGAGGACAAGGUCGAGAAGGGACAGGAGGAGGAGGUCGAGGGCGGCGAGUUCAAGUUCCCCGAGACGUCGAACGGGCUUACGCCUGGGGUGCUCAAGGCGCGGCUCGGCGGCAAGAAGCUCAAGGGCAACAUCUACCUUUCGCCCAAGGAAAUGGAGGAGCUCACGGCGAGUUGGCGGCCCUACCGCUCGGUCGCGUGCUGGUACCUCUGGUCGCUCGCCGACGGCGACGGUGACCCGUAGCGGCCCGGUUCGCUUGUGUAGCGUUGUCGAGGAGCGUGCAAGUCGUGCAUGCGACUCGAC